UUGCGGUCGAUCCAAUGCAUGCCGCCAUUGUAUGGACUUCGCUCGCGACGGGCGUGGUGCACAGCUGCGCUGUCUUGGGUUACUACAAACCGCCUCCGGACCAGACCAUGCUGCCCGUUGCCGACGCACCGUGCGCUGGGCAUGCCCCGUGUCCAAAGGGAUCGUACUGCAGAAACAAUCAAGCGCUGCCGUGCCUUGGUGGUUUCUACGGCAACGCGACUCAAUUGUACUCGCCGUCCUGCUCGGGGAUAUGUCCUGGUGGCCACGCAUGCCCUCCUGGCACAGUUACACCGAUUCCCUGUGGUCAUGCCAACGUGUAUUGCCCUGUCGGGUCACGAGCUCCGAAGCCGAUCCCACCGGGGUACUACGGCAUUGGCGAUACCGCCUUGACCAGGCAAUCGAUUCAACUGUGCGCAUUGGGGUCGUUCUGCGUGGAAGGCACAAUGGCGACGUGUUUGGCUGGGACAUUCGGAGCAUCCAAAGGACUGGCUUCGUCCGAAUGCACCGAUGUGUGCCCUCCAGGACAUUAUUGCCCUGAGGCGUCCAUUGCCCCCAUUCCGUGCCCACCAGGCACGUAUGGAGAUACGACCCAACUGACCACCGCCGCUUGCACCGGCAUUUGCCCGGAAGGGUUCUAUUGCCCCAGUGGGACUGCUACCCCAAAGCCUUGCCCAUCCAACUCGAUUUGCCCCAGCGGAAGCACCGCCCCGACGAUCAUUCCCCACGGACAGUACCUGACCACUAUUCACGCCACGACGACGACGUUCGAGUCAAUGCUGACGACUUGCCCUCCAGGGUCGUAUUGCAUCAAUGGAUUGGUCACGCCUUGCCCGUUGGGACGCUAUGGCAACGCAACCGGGCUCACGACAGCGUUGUGUUCUGGCCCAUGCCCGGAAGGCUUCUAUUGCCCCGUUGGCACCGAGACGCCCAUUGCAUGCCUGGAUCCCAGUACAUAUUGCCCCAUCGAGUCGUCCAAGCCCCAAGUCGUCUCGUUGGGGUAUUACUCCCUCCCCACGGCAAGCCCCACUCGGUCCCUCCAGCUUCCCUGCGACCCUGGGUCGUACUGCGCGAACGGGGUCAAGACAAAGUGUCCUGCUGGGUCGUUCGGUAUCACUCUGGGGUUGACGUCAUCGAGUUGCAGUGGGACUUGUCCGGCUGGGUCGUACUGUCCUGCUGGUACCGUCGAGCCUCUGCCUUGCGGCCACCCCAGCGUCAUGUGCCCGGAAGGCUCGGCCGCCCCUCAAGCGAUCGCAUCUGGCUUUUGUGGAGUUGGGCAGACGGUGCUGACCCAAACCAGCUCGGUUGUUGCGCCAUCUGGCUCGUACGCGCUGGAAGGGCAAUGCUACAUUUGCCCUGGAGGCUACUUUGGCGCAUCCAGCGGCCAGACGUCGCUGACCUGCUCGGGGUUGUGCGCGGCGGGAUAUUACUGUCCAUCUGGAAGCACGUCAGCCACGCAAGUUGCCUGUGGGUUGAAUGCGUACUGCCCUGAAGGUUCAGACGUACCUACGCCUGUGUUGCCUGGCUCGUUCACGGUUUCUGCCGCAACCGAUCCAUGUCCCCCGGGCCAAUAUCGCGCGACCGCAUGGUCCAACUCCAACAUUUUGCUGGCCAGUUGGUCUGCAAUUCAAGUGAAUUACGGCGACGCGUUGUACCCGUUUGCAGCUUGCAUCGCGUGCCCAAUCGGCACAUAUAAAGCCGUCGACGGGGACAGCGUGAGUCUGUGCCAACUCUGCACCAUGUACACAACCACCAGCUCGUCGGACCGAACGACGUGCGAUUGCUUUCGGCUGUCGGGGGGCGCCACUUGGAACGAAACCACUCACAAGCUCGUGUUUGACGGUUCAGCGUGCCUGGCAGUGCCGGCCGCGACGCUGACGCCGUCGUGGCUCCCCCCCAACACCGCCUUUACCCAGUCCAGCCAAAGCCAGUGCACUCGUGGCGCGUACUGUGUUCGAGGCCAACGCUUCCCAUGUCCUGGUGGAAGGUUUGGCACGCUCGCCAAGGAAACGAACCCGCUGUGCACGGGACUAUGCCGUCGAGGCCAUUUUUGUCCGGUCGGCAGCACGUCCAACACUGCGCAACCGUGUGGGGGCCCGCAUUUGUACUGCCCUGAAGGGUCCCCAUACCCGCUGCCAGUCACGGCCGGGUUCUACUCGAUCGAUUCCGCCCUUGGUCUGGCGUCGGAUCCCGCUCGACGCGACACUCAAGCUGCAUGCGAGCCGGGGUUCUAUUGCCUGUACGGUCAACGAUAUCCAUGCCCCGGCGGUCGCUACGGGUCGGCCACCGGUGAAACCAAUCCUCUGUGCACUGGUCUAUGUCGUCGCGGGUUCUACUGCCCACUUGGCAGCACAUCGGCCACGCAAGUGCCGUGCGGGGGACCGAAUGUUGUGUGCCGAACAGGAUCCGACAACCCCAUUGCAGUCUCUCCAGGUUACUACUCGGGUAGUGAUACCACGCGGGCGGAUGCCGUCUCUCGCGAAACCAUGCGCUGGUUCCAAAAACCGUGCGAGCCGGGGUACUACUGCGUCAACGGGGUUCGAAGUCCUUGCCCCAGAGGCACAUUUGGCAGCGGAGGGCAGCUCACGACCCCAUCGUGCUCGGGCGCGUGUGCUGCAGGGUACUAUUGCCCAGAAGCCAGCACGUCGGCGACUCCGUUUUUGUGCGGGAACGUGGCUUUCUUUUGCCCCGCCGGCUCGAGUGAGCCCUUGGCAGUGGCGGCUGGAUACUAUACCGCCGGAGGAACCAACAGCACAAGGGUACGACAAGAAGAGUGUGGCGUGGGCCAGUUUUGCCAAGGAGGCAUUGCAUACGACUGCCCUCAGGGCACAUACGGCGACACCACAGGCUUGACAGUCGAGCAGUGCAGCGGAUGGUGUGCAGCUGGGUUCUUCUGCCCUCCACGCAGCGCAUCUGCUACGGCCAACAGGUGCCCUGAUGGGUACUACUCGAUCCGGGGCCAAGGGUCAUGCAUGCAAUGCCCCACGAAUCGUCCAAUUACACGCUGUCAAGACAAGCGAGAGUGCUGUGCGUAGCAAAACGCGCUCCAGACGCGAUGCCGCGAGGCGCCGUUGUGAUUUUUUGCUUGCUCUAAAAGAACAGCAGCAUACGUUGCAAGUACCCGCAGCAUCUUUUCUAAAAAACGACCUUGGCCGUGGCGGGCCCUUCGUGGGGAUUCCGUUGGACCAAUGCCACUUG
This is a messenger RNA of Aphanomyces invadans, 3195 nucleotides long. RefSeq lists its product as hypothetical. The record is from RefSeq and is a predicted model, not a curated record. The transcript is spliced from 24 exons. Lineage: Eukaryota; Oomycota; Saprolegniomycetes; Saprolegniales; Verrucalvaceae. The coding region runs from base 15 to 3032 and encodes 1005 amino acids.